CUUCACAUUCUCUUCUCGCUUCCAGCUGUUUUUUGUUUCAGCGAGUUGUCGUUUGUCACCGAGCCCCUGGACGUAACGACAUCUAGAGGUGACCGCGUUACUCUCGACUGCCAGGCUCAAGGUGAGUCGCCCAUCACUGUGCGAUGGAGGAAGGAUGGCGUCCGACUCCAGGAGAGCGAGCGAGUUUGUAUCCUGUCCAACGGUUCGUUGCACAUCUCUCAUGUAAAGAGUUCAUCAGGUCAAUCCGAUGACGGCUUCUACCAGUGCUUCGUCCAAAACACGUAUGGAGCCAUACUGAGCCAAAGAGCUCGACUCACAAUCACAAGUAUUUUGUCGUUUGUUACCCAUCCUGUUUCUGUGGCGGUCACAGUCGGGUCCGUGGCCAGAUUUUCCUGUAGCGUUAUCGGCACUCCUUCAGCUGUGAUCACCUGGGAACUCAACCAAAGAUCUCUGAUCUCAGACAGAAUCACAGUUUUGCCGAAUGGAGUGCUGCACAUCCGCGAUGUGACAACGAAGGAUGCUGGCAAUUACCGCUGCUUAGCAACAAACAUCGGCAGUCGAGUCAAGAGUAGAGAUGCGGAGCUUAUCGUCAACCCAGCAUUGGUUCCGAGACCCCUCAUGAAACCACAGAUCGUUGCUGGACCUCAGAACAUCAGCGCCGGACUGCACCAGUCUGUGGUUCUGGAGUGCAUGGCAGAGGGUAACCCUCGCCCUUUAGUGUCCUGGAGCAGGGCGGACUCCAAACCGAUUGACGUGUCUGGCUCAAGAGUGCUGGGCAACGGAAACCUGAUCGUCUCUACCGUUAAGGCCCAGCACAGCGGCACUUAUCUGUGCCGAGCGACAACACCAGGAACACGCAACUACACGAUAGCAGCCGUCAACCUCACCGUACUUGUUCCUCCAACUCUGGUGGAGAAACCAGAGAGCCAGACUCGACCCAGAGCCGGUACUGCUCGAUUCAGCUGUCAGGCCGAGGGAACACCUGCGCCCCGCAUCAACUGGUUUAAGAACGGUGAGGUGAUCCUCUCCAAUGGGCGCACCAAGAUGUACAACAGUAAACUGGUGAUAACUCAGAUCAUUCCGGAAGAUGACGCCUUUUACCAGUGCCAGGCAGAGAACUCUCAGGGUUCGGUUUUGUCCACGGCCCGACUCAUUGUGGUGCUUUCAGUGGACCGUCCCAGUGCACCAUACAACGUCCACACUGAAACCAUCUCAAGCUCUGCUAUCUUGCUGGAAUGGGAGAGACCGCAGUACAACGCAGAUAAAGUCAUUGCAUACUCUAUACACUACAUGAAAUCUGAGGGUCUAAACAACGAGGAGUAUCAGGCUGUGAUCAGCAAUGAUACAACAAGCCACAUCUUGGACGAUCUGGAGCCAGCGCGCAACUACACGUUUUAUAUCGUUGCAUACAUGCCAAUGGGUGCCAGUCGCAUGUCAGAACAAGUCAUGCAACACACGCUGGAAGAUGUGCCCCUCCGUACCCCUGAGCUGAGCUUGACCAGUCGCAGUCCGACCGACAUCCUCGUCUCCUGGCAGCCUCUUCCUAACAAACUGAGCCGUGGGCGUGUUUCUGCGUACCGCCUGUCGUACCGUACGGCUGCGGAGGAGCAGAUAACAUCCGUUGAAUUGGCCGUCCAGGGUGAGAACCGCACGCAGUAUCUUCUUCGGGGUCUUCAGCCUGACACCAUCUACCUGAUCCGCAUGUCUGCGUCCACACGAGUGGGCUGGAGUCAACCAUCCGCCUGGAACUCUCAUCGCACGGCCAAAACAUCCAGCUCUAUAGUUCCUCCCGCCCCAAACCUUGAGCUUGAACCGCUUAACUGCACGUCUGUGAUGGUUCGCUGGCACCCGGCUCCUAGUGACGCUGUCGUCCAGGGAUACAAACUCUCUCUACACCCAGACGGCCAAUCAGAGGACUCGAUUAUCCGGCUGCCCCCUCAUGACCACCAGCACGCCAUCGCCGGGCUCCACCCCAGAGUGAAGUACCAUGUGAAAGUGUUGGCGCUCAGCGCUAACGGUGAAGGGUAUCAGGCGCAUCAAACCGUCAACACUCCAGGAUGUCCUUCUGCACCGAACCGCAGGUUGGCGAUGCUGCCUCCUCCAGACCACAUCCACGCUAAAGCUAGCAGCUCGUCUGCGGUGGAUCUGGUUUGGGGUCGACCUGCUUUCAGUUCUGGAAAACCCGUGAGCUAUUUUGUCCGCUACGGACCAGUGAGUCCGGCCGACGCCUCACCUGUGCGUUACGUCCAAACCACUGAGCGGACGGUCACGGUGACGGGACUCAAGCCAAACACCCGUUAUGAGUUUGCUGUACGUCUUCAUAUGGAUCAGAUGUCCAGUCCCUGGAGCUCGACCAUCUAUCAGAGAACUCAACUGGAAGCGCCAUCCUCCCCCCCACUGUCUGUCAGAGUCACUCUGAUAGAAGAUGAUACAGCGCUGGUGUCAUGGAAACAACCGGAUCAGCCCAACCUGUCCAUAACGCACUACACCAUCCUGUACGCAUCACGUAACUCGUGGUUCGUUGGCGAAUGGCAGGUUCUGCAGAGAGAAGGUGCAAACACUAUGGUGCUGCUGGAGAAGCUGGUGCCAGGUAACGUUUACCUGGUGAAGAUUUCGGCCUCUAACCAGGCGGGUGACGGACCGUUCUCAACCACUGUAGAGCUUCCUGUGCACCGGGGUAAAAAUCAGCAGGGUAAAAACCCACGACAUACUGACAACCACGCCGAGAAAACAGCUUUUAUAGGCAGUCUUUAUCACAUCCAUGAGACGUCUAUGACCGGUAUCAUCGUUGGCGUGUGCAUCGCGCUGGCCUGUAUCAUCAUGUGUGUCUUUAUUCUCUUCACCAGGAGAAAGACACGGAAAUCAGCAUGCUCUAAGAUAAUUGGACAGGUGAGGAAUGAGGUCAUGCAUAGUGGUGUUUCAACAGCCAAUCAGCUCCCAGCGGAGGUUCAUGUGCCGAUGUUGAGAACACACGGUAUUGAUACCAAAGGAGGAACGUAUUUAGCGAUAAACCACGCAGGAGCCGUUAUGAGCGACAGACAGAGCAAACGAAAAAAAGUUAAAAUGUUUAACCACUCACGGAAGUCUAAUGCAAAGAAAAGCAAGAUCCAGGACUGUGGUUGUCUUUACAAAGUGGUUAAGACAGAUUUACGUUACGGAGAAAAGCGGGCAGUCGCUUCCGCGCAGGUGUCCUCCCUGCAGAUCCUCUACCGGCCACCGGGGGAGUCAGAGAGCUCGCAGACCAGCGACGGCAGCAGAGAGAUGGCUGAUUCUGGAAACGUCUCUCAUGAUGAGGCGGAAAGCAGCAGCCCGAAGAGAAGUGCGUAUAGAUCUGACGACGCUGUGGGUGAAACGUCCAUCUGUGGGCGGGUUCCAGACGCUUCGCUGCCGAAAUCUACCUCCGACCUGCAGUUCCUAUCGGUUCCUCUUUAG
Xyrauchen texanus (razorback sucker) is the source of this 3432-nucleotide messenger RNA. Its product is annotated as protogenin B-like. Gene Ontology annotation, biological process: axon guidance; cell-cell adhesion. The record is from RefSeq and is a predicted model, not a curated record. Gene Ontology annotation, cellular component: plasma membrane; axon. Lineage: Eukaryota; Metazoa; Chordata; Actinopteri; Cypriniformes; Catostomidae. Gene Ontology annotation, molecular function: protein binding.